GGGUAGGCCAGUAAGCAAAGAUGGGCAAGGGCAACACGUCAACGAACCAUCACUGCCCAGGUGCCCGCGGGCCGGUGGGCGGCAUUCCGGCAUCGAACUGCCGCAAAGUAGAUCACGAUGGUAUCAAGAAGGCCUACUGUAGCGUACAUGAGAUGCCCUGCCGUAAUGGUUGCCGCAACUACUACCAUCUGAAGAAUCAGUGGGGCUGCGGUAACUGCAUUGACAAGCUGCAGCGUGAACAAGCCACUGAGCGCAAGGCCAAGGACAAGGAACGUAAGAAAGCCGAGAAGCAGAUGAAGGAGGAUGCCAUGUGGGCUGAGCAUGAGGAGAAGAACGCGAAGAAGGAGAAGAAGAAGAAGGGGCAGGCCAAGAAAGAGGAUGAGCAGUAG
Messenger RNA from Westerdykella ornata, 389 nucleotides. RefSeq lists its product as uncharacterized. Bases 21 to 389 code for a protein of 122 amino acids. The record is from RefSeq and is a predicted model, not a curated record. The transcript has a single exon. Lineage: Eukaryota; Fungi; Ascomycota; Dothideomycetes; Pleosporales; Sporormiaceae.